Messenger RNA from Lodderomyces pseudojiufengensis, 3243 nucleotides. RefSeq names its product DNA-directed DNA polymerase delta (gene POL3). Gene Ontology annotation, molecular function: nucleotide binding; 3'-5'-DNA exonuclease activity; DNA binding. Bases 1 to 3243 code for a protein of 1080 amino acids. Gene Ontology annotation, biological process: DNA-templated DNA replication; DNA replication proofreading; nucleotide-excision repair, DNA gap filling. The record is from RefSeq and is a predicted model, not a curated record. NCBI's taxonomy places the organism in Eukaryota, Fungi, Ascomycota, Pichiomycetes, Serinales, Debaryomycetaceae. The transcript has a single exon. Gene Ontology annotation, cellular component: delta DNA polymerase complex.
AUGUCUGGAAAAAGGCAGUUUGAAGAAAUUCAUCAAGACCAGGCUCAUUCAUUGCCCGUUGCAUCUCAAAUGGCUUCAGCAACAUCACUGUUUGAGUUAACUCCUUCUCAAGAAAAAUUGUUGAAAAAAGUGAAAAGACCAACUGGAUCAGAGGAACCUUCGGAAUUUGAGAGAGAAUUAUUAGAUAUGACACAAGUAGCUCAAACUUUAGGGUCGGAAGAAGAUCAAAAUUGGGCCAGACCUGAUUUACCAAAAGAUUUUGACCCAAAUUCACAGGAUGUAUCAUUUCAACAACUAGAUGCUGAAGAAUAUAACGAACACGAUUCUACUUAUGCUCGAUUUUUUGGGAUUACCCAGGAAGGUUAUUCAGUGUUGUGUAACGUCGUUGGGUUUGUUCAUUAUUUUUAUUCACCUGUGCCUAAAGGAUUUAUAAAAGAUCAGCAUUUAGUUCAUUUUACAAAUUAUCUACGAUCCAAUUAUGAUGGGGUAGUUGACGUUGAAAUCACUUUGAAGGAAUCAAUUUGGGGUUUUAAUAAUAAUAUCAAGACACCUUUUUUUAAGAUUUACGUCAAUAGUAAUAAAAAUAUAACUAGAUUGAGAACAGCUUUUGAAAAAGCAGAAAUACGAUUUGAUGAUUUAUUUCCAAUACAACAAAGUGUCAUAUAUGACAAUAUAAACUACUUGUUGAGAUUGAUGAUUGAUUGUAAAGUUACUGGUAUGUCAUGGCUUACUUUACCUAAAACAAAAUAUAAAAUGGUUUCGAAUAAAAUUUCAACCUGUCAAAUUGAAUGUAACAUAAAUUACAAGGAUUUAAUAGCUCAUCCAUCAGAAGGUGAUUGGUUGAAAAUGGCUCCAUUACGUAUUUUAUCUUUUGAUAUAGAAUGUGCUGGUAGAAAAGGUAUAUUUCCUGAACCAGAUCAAGACCCUGUAAUUCAAAUUGCAAACGUUGUUCUGAAGUUGGGUGAUACUAAACCAUUUGUAAGAAAUGUAUUUACGGUCAAUACUUGCUCAUCAAUCAUUGGUUCACAAAUAUUUGAACAUAAAAAGGAAGAAGAUAUGUUAUUGCAUUGGAAGGAUUUUAUCAAUGAAGUCGAUCCAGACGUUAUCAUUGGUUAUAAUACAACAAAUUUUGAUAUACCUUACGUUCUCGAUAGAGCUAAAGCUUUAAAAUUACCCAGAUUCCCAUACUUUGGUAGAUUGAAGUAUGUUAAACAAGAAAUAAAAGAUGCUGUCUUUAGCUCAAGAGCAUAUGGAACAAGAGAAAAUAAAGUCGUUAAUAUUGAUGGAAGAAUGCAAUUAGAUUUACUUCAAUUUAUUCAAAGAGAAUAUAAAUUAAGAUCUUAUACAUUAAAUUCUGUGUCAGCUCAUUUUUUAGGUGAACAAAAAGAAGAUGUUCAACAUUCGAUUAUUACCGACUUACAAAACGGAACAAAGGAGACAAGAAGAAGAUUGGCUGUUUAUUGUCUAAAAGAUGCAUUUUUACCUUUAAGGUUAUUAGACAAAUUGAUGUGUUUGGUGAAUUACACGGAAAUGGCAAGAGUAACAGGAGUACCAUUUUCUUAUUUGUUAUCAAGAGGACAACAAAUAAAAGUUGUUUCACAAUUGUUUAGAAAAUGUUUGGAAGAAGAUAUUGUUAUUCCAAACAUGAAAAGUGAAGGUUCAAAUGAAGAAUAUGAAGGUGCUACUGUCAUUGAACCAGAAAGAGGUUAUUACGAUGUACCAAUUGCAACAUUGGAUUUUAGCUCGUUGUAUCCUUCCAUUAUGAUGGCUCAUAAUUUAUGCUAUACAACUUUAUUAAAUAGAAAUUCCAUCAAAGCAUUUAAUUUGAAAGAAGAAGAUUAUACAAAAACUCCUAAUGGAGACUAUUUUGUGAAUGCAAAUAAAAAACAAGGAAUUUUGCCUACAAUCUUAAAUGAAUUACUUACUGCUAGAAAGAAAGCUAAAACUGAUUUGAAGAAUGAAAAAGAUCCAUUUAAAAAAGAUGUGCUUAAUGGUAGACAAUUGGCUUUGAAAAUCUCAGCAAAUUCAGUGUAUGGUUUCACAGGUGCAACAAUCGGUAAAUUACCAUGUUUAGCUAUUUCUUCCUCAGUUACUGCUUUUGGUAGAGAAAUGAUUGAAAAAACGAAAAAUGAAGUACAAGAGCAUUAUUCCAAGAAAAAUGGUCAUCCCUAUGAUGCAAAAGUCAUUUAUGGUGAUACUGACUCUGUGAUGGUUAAAUUUGGUUAUCAAGAUAUAGAAACCUGUAUGAAAUUUGGAGAAGAAGCUGCAAAUUAUGUUUCAAAAAAAUUCAAAAAUCCUAUAAAAUUAGAAUUUGAAAAAGUUUAUUUUCCGUAUUUAUUAAUAAACAAGAAAAGAUAUGCCGGAUUGUACUGGACCAAUCCUGACAAAUUUGACAAAAUGGAUACCAAAGGUAUUGAAACUGUUAGAAGAGAUAAUUGUCGUUUAGUUCAAAACGUUAUUACAAAAGUCUUGGAGUUUAUUUUAGAAGAGAGAAAUGUUGAAAAGGCUCAAAGGUUUGUUAAACAAACUAUUGCUGAUUUGCUACAGAAUAGAGUCGAUCUUUCUCAACUAGUUAUAACAAAGGCAUACUCAAAACAUGAUUAUUCAGCAAAACAAGCACAUGUUGAACUUGCUGAAAGAAUGAAGAAAAGGGACCCUGGUUCAGCACCAACUUUAGGUGAUAGAGUUGCAUAUGUGAUCAUAAAAUCAGGUAGUGAUAAAAAUUAUGAAAAAUCUGAAGAUCCUUUAUACGUUUUAGAAAACUCAUUACCGAUUGAUGUCAAAUAUUAUUUGGAUCAACAAAUGUCAAAACCCUUGGAAAGGAUCUUCGUGCCAAUUUUGGGAGAAUCAAAAACCAAAGAAUUAAUUGAAGGUGCUCAUACUAGAACUAUUAAGAUGUCUGCUCCAAAAACGGGAGGUCUUAUGAGAUUUGCGAAAAAGGCAGAGUUAUGUGUUAAUUGUAAGACUCCCUUAAAAGAUGGCAAUAAAGGAGCAUUGUGUCCAAAUUGUAUAAAAGAAAAUAAAGGUCCAGAAUUAUAUUCUAAUGCCCUUUCCCAAAUGAACUAUUUAGAAAAUAAAUUUUCAAGAUUAUGGACAGAAUGUCAAAGAUGUCAAGGGUCUUUACAUCAAGAAGUUCUUUGUUCUAACAAAGAUUGCCCAAUUUUUUACAUGAGAAAGAAAGUUCAAAAGGAUGUUCAUCAACAAGCUUUGGAACUUGUGAAAUGGGAUGAAACUAAUUGGUGA